Geodia barretti is the source of this 2164-nucleotide messenger RNA. NCBI's taxonomy places the organism in Eukaryota, Metazoa, Porifera, Demospongiae, Tetractinellida, Geodiidae. The record is from the annotation of a GenBank genome assembly.
GCAACGGAAAACGAAUUCAAACGCUCGGCGGCCAGAAAAGCGAUGGCUGUCGUCUCGAGGAGUAUAGGGCUGUUUGUGGCGGUUUUGCUAUGGUGCAGCGGGACUGAGGCUCUCUGGUGGCCUUUCUCUAGUGGAGGAGGAGAAGAAACGCCGCCAGCAGCGGCCGCUCCAGCGCCGCCCAGCGGACCCGUCACUUUCGAGAUGAACAGUGCAGAGCAGAAGUUCUUGGCGGAAGCUCAGGCGAUGCUCAACCUUCCGCCGCUGGAGGCCUGCCAGCAUAAGGUUGUGCGGGAGUUGAAACAGUCGUGUGGCGCCAUGGGGGAGGAGAAGCUGGGGAAGAUGUCUGUGGCUCUACUGAACUGCCAGAGCCAGGCCGAGAACAGACCGACUUUCACCUGCACCCUCGACAUGACACUGGCUGAGUGUACGACUGACAUGGACCCCACUGUGUGGAACGCCUACCACAUCAUCUCCAACAGAGCUCGCUCCGUCUGCUACGCCACACGACAGCAGAUGUUCAGACGACAGACCGAGGCAGUCGUCAACAAACUGUCUUCCUCCUCUCUCCAGCAGAUACAGGCAAUGAUGGAGCUGUCAGAGCAGCAAGCUGAGGUGAAGAAUUUGGCUCAGUCUUCACUGAAGACCCUUCAGGAGGCCCAGAGAGAAGCGAAGGUGAGGGAGAGAGAGAUCGCUGCCAAUGAGGAGGGAAUGAAGGAGAAGAUUGCCUCCAAUCUGGAGCACCUCGCGAGGGAGAAGGUCCUCAUUUCCAGUGGCCAGCAACUGAUUGCAAACAUGACCAGCGACAUACGCCAACAGCUUGAGGUGGCAAGUGAAAUGCUGGGAUCUCAGGAACAGAAUCUAAAGGCCAGUCAGAAGGAGAUAAUGGAUGACAUAUCAACUGUGAGGGAGAACAUUCAGGGAGUCUGGGGCAGGAUUGACAACAGGACGUCGCAGCUGCUGGGUGUCCUACAGGACAUCACUGACCACUAUCAGGACACGCUGGAGAGCCUACGGGUAAUCAACGAGACUCUGGGUGGGGUUCAGGAGAUGGUGGAGGGAAUGAAUGCAGCUGUUCACACCCAGCUGGACUGGGUAAUUGGGCAACUGGGCGGAGCCAACCACGGCCUCAGAGUCCUGAGCAGCUGUGCAGGCCACGCCCUCUUUCUCCUGGUUGCCAUGUUAGUCAUCGUCUUCCUCAGAGCUCCGGCUGUUGCAAGAUUCUUCCUCCUCGUCUCCGUGGUUACCAAUGCCGUAUGUGACGUGAGGAUGGGUGUGGCACUUACUUACUCUGCUCUGGCUACUAUGGCAACCAUUGUUGUUCUCUUGAACUGGCUGUGUGUUAGUCUGAAACGAAACAGAAAGACAGCACCUCCUGUUUUUUCACUCCCAAACUCUCAACCUUAUGUCCACACCCACUCUGACCGUGCCCCCUUUGAACAAGACCACGCCCACAACCACUCGCUGGCCUCUAGUCUGGAUGAGGAUUCCAUCAUUGAAUACGAGGUUGAGAAGCCAGCCAAUGGCCGAGCCUCACGGGAUCUCACUCCACAGUUUUUGGCUGCCGAGACUCUUAGCUCCACCCCUUCCAAGGCCUUGUCUGGCCCCGCCCGCUGCGUUGCCAUGACGAAUUCUGGAAUGCAGUGUCGUCUCCGUUCCAUUCCAGGGUCUGUCACCUGCCACAGGCACUGCUGAGGUUCUCAGCUUCUGAAUUUUGAACUGCAAGAAUUGAAUUUUAACGCUUUAAGCAGAAACAUUAUUUUUCUUGUUUGGGUUUAAUAAUUGUUGUACACUUGUACAUAUUUUUAAUGGUUGUAAAUUUGUUUUUAAUUCACUGUCUAACGAUUACACAUUGUCUUUGUCAAUAAAAAAGAAGGUGGGUAUGUCUAAGAGAAAAGAGAAGAUGUCAUGAAGUGUGGAGGAUGGAAAAGAGGGAGGAGGAAGAGAGGGGUAAAAUUGGUUUGCUCCUACGACACUUGUCAAAUAUCUCUAUGGCAAUAUCGAGGGUCUCGGUCACUAGUGGAGGCAUCAGAGACUGGAGAGUGGCACAGUUGGUGUGCAUGGCUGGGUUUACAUUCACCUCUAUCAGCCACACCUGUGGCAACAUGAAAAAUUCUGAAUAAUGGGACACUUGGAACAUCGAAGGUGUGGAGAUACACUAAUGUAU